GAUAAUGCGCCACCCGGCCGACUCUCCGGCAUGGAAACAUUUGAAUUCAGUCUUUCCUGGAUUCGCCGAUGAGAUCAGAAAUGUGAGAUUGGGCCUCUCUACAGAUGGUUUUGCCCCAUUUGCACAAUCAGGGCGUCAAUAUUCUUCUUGGCCAGUUAUUGUCACGCCGUAUAACCUGCCUCCGUGGUUGUGCAUGAAAGAACAAUUCAUGUUCCUCACAGUCCUCGUGCCUGGCCCAUCAAACCCAAAGAUGAAGUUGGACGUAUUCUUACAGCCAUUGAUACACGAGUUAAAAUCUCUGUGGGAGGUUGGUGUGAACACUUACGACAUAUCGUUGAAGCAAAAUUUCCAGAUGCGAGCAGCUUUGAUAUGGACUAUCAGUGAUUUUCCAGCGUACGCUAUGUUGUCUGGGUGGGGUACAGCUGGGAAAUUGGCAUGUCCACAUUGCAUGGAGAAUACAGAAGCAUUCACUUUGCCGAUGAGUGGAAAACAAUCGUGGUUUGAUAAUCAUCGGAAGUUCUUACCUCCUAACCAUGUGUUUAGGAGAAACAAAACUUCAUUCUUGAGGAAUAAGACAUGCAAUGUUGGUCCACCAGAACAAAGAUCAGGAAUACAAAUCUUGAAUCAAAUCGAGGGGUUAGGCUUCGUGAAGGUUACCGAAGACUUCGAUGGCAGGAACGCUCAACUCGCCAAAUAUCAAGAUGUAGGGUGGAAAAAGAAAAGCAUAUUUUGGGAUCUACCCUAUUGGAGACAUCUUUUGAUUCGACAUAAUCUGGAUGUCAUGCACAUUGAGAAAAAUGUGUUUGAUAACGUGUUUAAUACUGUCCUGAAUGUGAAGGGGAAGACAAAAGAUACAGAAAAAUCUAGAGAAGAAUUGAACACCUUCUGCAAGCGGAAAGAGUUGAAGAAAGUGGAUGGAACUCGAGGGUAUCCGAAAGCAUGUUAUACGCUUGACAGGGAAGAGAAGAAGAUCUUACUCCAAUGGAUCAAGAGUCUUAAGUUUCCCGUUGGGUACGUGUCAAAUAUUAGUAGAUGCGUUGACAUGAACGCCCUGAAGAUGCACAACAUGAAAAGUCACGACUGUCACGUGUUCAUGCAAAUCCUUCUGCCUGUUGCAUUUAAAGAACUUCUUCCUAAGAAUGUUUGGGAGGCAAUUACAGAGUUAAGUUUCUUCUUCAGAGAAUUAACAUCCCGCAACGUGGCCAUAUAUGACAUGAGAAUACUGAGUGAGAAGAUAGCUGUUACUCUUUGCAAACUUGAGCGUAUCUUCCCGCCUAGUUUAUUUGAUUCAAUGGAGCACCUACCAGUUCAUUUGGCAGAUGAGGCACGAUUGGCUGGUCCAGUGCAAUAUCGGUGGAUGUAUCCUUUUGAAAGAUAUUUGAGGACAUUAAAAAAUCAUAUAAAAAACAAAGCCAAGGUUGAGGCGUCCAUCGCCAAUGCAUACUUACUUGCAGAAAUGUCAACCUUCUCUUCGUUUUACUUUGAAGAUCAAAUAUCUACAAAGUGGACAACUUUGCCUCGCAAUAUUGAGAUGCCCGUUGCUGAAAAUGAUGAUCCUCUUUGUCUCGCCAUAUUCAAACCUAUUGGGCGUUCACUUGGCCGAGGGACGAAGAGAUACAUGGAUGAGCGCGAAUGGCUUGCUGCACACAUGUAUAUUUUGAGCAAUUGUGCAGAGGUUGCAGAGACAUAUAGCAAGAUCUUCAAGGAGGAAAAACGAUAUGCAAAUCCUUACAUGACUGAUGCAGAGUUUGAAGUCGCGUUUCACAACGAGUUUAUUGUGUGGUUUAACCAUUACGUAAGAGACGAUAAAUUUAUGUUAAAUAUACAUUUACUUACUCUAAAAUUGGCUAGCAAACUUAAAUGAUAUUUGUGUGAAACAGGUUUGUCGUCCUUGUAACGACGAGUUGAACCCUUAUAUUAGGUCGCUUGCAGCUGGACCAUUAAGGGAGAUUGAAACAUACUCCGGCUAUUUCGUGAAUGGCUA
Salvia miltiorrhiza (redroot sage) is the source of this 1984-nucleotide messenger RNA. RefSeq lists its product as uncharacterized. The record is from RefSeq and is a predicted model, not a curated record. Lineage: Eukaryota; Viridiplantae; Streptophyta; Magnoliopsida; Lamiales; Lamiaceae. Bases 5 to 1864 code for a protein of 619 amino acids. The transcript is spliced from 2 exons.